Molecule: messenger RNA, 445 nt
Organism: Salarias fasciatus (jewelled blenny)
Lineage: Eukaryota; Metazoa; Chordata; Actinopteri; Blenniiformes; Blenniidae
Gene: polr2j
Product: RNA polymerase II subunit J
Exons: 3
Coding region: 35-388 (117 amino acids)
Biological process (GO): transcription by RNA polymerase II
Cellular component (GO): RNA polymerase II, core complex
Molecular function (GO): DNA binding; protein dimerization activity
Source: RefSeq, a predicted model, not a curated record
CGGAACCGGAAACCGGACAGAUCUCGGUGUGAAGAUGAACGCGCCUCCUGCCUUCGAGUCUUUUCUUCUGUUUGAAGGAGAAAAAAAGAUCAGCAUCAGCAAAGACACCAAAGUCCCGAACGCGUGUUUGUUCACCCUGAACAAGGAAGACCACACCGUGGGAAACAUCAUCCGAGCCCAGCUACUUAAGGAUCCCCAGGUUCUGUUUGCUGGUUAUAAAGUUCCUCAUCCUCUGGAACACAAGAUCGUCAUCAGAGUCCAAACCACACCUGACUACAGCCCGCAGGAGGCCUUCACCAACGCCAUCACAGACCUGAUCAGCGAGCUGUCCCUGCUGGAGGAGCGCUUCAGAGUCGCCAUCAAAGACAAGCAGGAGGGCAUCGAGUGACCCCGCCCACCCAUGACAUCAUCACCUGCUCAUGUCAAUAAAGUUUGUGAUGUCACA